CAACAGGAUCCUUUUUGCUGGGGAAAUGGCUCCACCUACCCCUGUACGCAGUGCCUCUGUGUAGUGCGGCAGUGGAUGUUGCUAUCCAAGACUACGUGGCUGACGUGGCCUUCGAACUCAUCUAUCAGAACAAGAGUGAGAUCUCCACAGAAGUCAUCUUCGUCUUCCCCCUGGGCCCCAACAUGGCCAUUUACUCCUUCCAGGCCCGCAGUGAGGAAGCCACGGUCCAGGCCAUGCUGCAGGAUGAGGCCCAGCAGACACAUGAGGCUACAGGAGGCUGGGAGAAUCUGGAAUACCUUCACGAUCAGUCUCAGCAUCCAGGCGAGGUGUUUGCCUGCUUCCUGGGCACCCUGCCCCCUGGCAGGGAGGUGGUUGUGACCUUGCACUAUGUCCAAGAGCUGCCACGGAAGCCCGACGGAGCAGCCCAUUUUGUGCUGCCGCCCACACUGCAUCCCUACUCAAAGCACUAUGCCUGGAAAUGUGGCAUUAGCAAGCUGCCCUACAGCCUGCUGCUCACUGCUAGCCUGCAGUCACCCCGUGGAGUGGCCAACGUGCAGGGCAACUUCACCCUCACCCCUUUGAUCUACACUGCCCAGGACUGCAGCACUGCACAGGUCUCACUGGCUGGCAGCCCCCCCCAUCAGGAUGAUUUGGAGUUGCUGGUGUAUUUUGGAGAUCCCACAGCAGUCAGUGCUGCAGUGGAGAAGGGAGACCCAGGGGCCCCUCCAGGCUCCCUGCUUGGUGAUCCCAUGGUGUUGGUGACGCUGGCACCCAGCAUCCCUGAGGCAGUGCCUGGGCAGCGCCAGUCUGGAGAGUUCAUCUUCCUCCUGGACACCACUUUCCUUGAGCAUGCACAGGAUUCCCUGCUCUUCCUUCUCAAAAGCCUGCCCCUGGGCUGCUACUUCAACAUCUACUGCUACGAAGAAACCUCUGUGGGCAUCUACCCGCAAAGUAUUGAAUAUACUCAGGACAACCUGACCAAGGCCAUGAAGCGCAUCCCCUCCACCAGCUCCAGUUUGGGUGAUACCGAUCUGCUGGGAACCCUCCGCUCAAUCUACAGUACCCCUCGCCCCCGCGGGCAUGCACGACAGCUCUUCAUCUUCAUGGCCAGGCUACCUCCUGACAAGGAAGCCAUUGCAGCUGAGGUCUGCCGUCACCGCAAUAGCCACCGGUGUUUCUCCUUCUGCUUCUCGAAGGACAGCGCUGCCCUGGCUAAGGCCCUGGCCAGGGAGACAGGGGGUGAAGCUACCUACAUAUCUGACAACAGUGCAACAGUUGGGGUGUUGAAGAUCCUGAAGAAGGCCCUCAAGCCAGCAGCUGAGGGAGUCUCUCUGAGCUGGACCCUGCCCCGUGGCCUGGAAGUUGAGGUGCUGGGGGGCACCCCUCAGUUCAUCUUUCAGGAUCAACACAGCGUCCUCUACGCCCAGAUCCAUGGACAGGCACAGGAUACGACAGUGGCCAAGGGCAUCAUGACCUUGCAGUACAGCCUGGAUGGCCAGGAUGUCACUCACACAAUUGAAUUUCCACUGUGCCCACAGGGAGAUGGCCGACAGGCUGGGCAUCGUCUGGCCGCCAGAUGCUUGCUGAAGAGGUUGUUGCCAGAGGCUGUGAGUGCGUCAGGGGAUGAACCAAGGCAUCGUGCAGUUGAGAUCAGCCUCACUUCGGGGAUCAUCUGCCCCUUUACCAGCUACGUGGGGGUUCGCACAUCACAGAAGGUCAGCUGGUACCAAGGGCCCCUGGCACUGUUGCCACCCCAGAAGUCACUCAUCCCCUGCCAGAUUGUUGAGAUUCAUGCUCCCAUUAAAGAGUCUUCCUGCCGUCCUGUGACAAUCUGGGUCCCACCUGCCUGGCUGACAGCAGUGCAUCAGUUGUGGCUUGCCCUCUGUCGACUCACCCAGGGCAUUGCUGCCCUGCCCCAGCGGGGGGCUUGGACAAAAGCAUGUAAACCACCACGACCAUCUGUUUCUUCUCUCAAGCAUGUGAAUCCCAUGGAAUUUGUUAUGUCCUCUUCAGUUUUGGGGUUUUGGUCCCUCAAAGCUAUUGCUGAGUGCCAGGAGCUGGUGGCACUGCAGAAUGCAGAUGGCUCCUGGGCCCUCAGCUCAGGACUGGCCUCUGUGCUGGAAAUCGAUGAGGCUGAAAUCAAGGCAAAGAUGCCUGGUGAGACAGAGAGAAAUGAAGGGAUCAGAAACCAGAAGCCACAAAGCCCCUCGUGGUGGAGCGGAGCUGUGUCACAGCUGGACAAGUGCCUGGAGGCAGCCAACACCCUCCUUGGGAGCAGCGUGAAGCCAAGUGUCUUCAGGCUUUGA
Molecule: messenger RNA, 2306 nt
Organism: Egretta garzetta (little egret)
Lineage: Eukaryota; Metazoa; Chordata; Aves; Pelecaniformes; Ardeidae
Product: von Willebrand factor A domain-containing protein 5A-like
Exons: 16
Source: RefSeq, a predicted model, not a curated record